UCCGUGGCUUGUUCCGAACACUUCUAUACUGGUAACUUGUAAGCACAUAUUACGCGGGUACCCUAAGUUUUUGAAACUCUCACUUCUCUCUUUCUCUCUCCUCUCUGCAAAUUGCAGAACUCAACCUCCAUUGCAAUCGCCAUCACUUUCUCAACACCAAACUCUCUCUCUUCUCUCUUUUCUCUUUUUCUCUCAUUGUUAAUCCAGAAUUCAGUUGCAAUGUCAGCAGCGAAAAUUAACGGCAAGAAGAAUUCAGAAGAUGAUGCUCUGCAGUCCAGUAAGCGAAAGCGUGAAUUUCCGGUAGAUGAUGAUAUCUUCGACAACGAACUUUCUAGCGAGAUCAAAGGCAUUUUCUCCGCGUUGCAGCAGAUCAGAGAGAAAGCUGAACAAGAUGGCCUGAAGAAGAAGGAAGAAACGAUUUCUAGUGGUGCUGCAGAGGUCAAGUCUAUGUUUGAGGAGUUGAAGGCAAAGAUUGAAAAGGACAGACAGACUUUUCUAAAAGCAUUGUCAAAGAGCUCAAAGGAGUGUGAAAAUGCACUGAAGGAGACUGUCAAGUUCCAAUCAGCUUAUGAGAAAUUCAGCAAAGAGAAAGCAACAUAUCUUCAGGCAAUAAAGGAUACCAUCUCCAAGUUUGAAGAAGAAAAAGAAAGGCUCUUCAUGCGAUAUGAACAACAGAGGAAGAAAGAGAAGAGCAUGAUACAAGAAAGGGAGAAGGCGUGCACCCAGAAAAUCGCCGAGUUGGAGCAAGCACUGAAGAAGAAGAAACAGGGUGACAAAACUUUCAGUCUUCUGAGAAAAACUCUGGGAUCCUUCCUUGAAACUGCUUCAGAUGAGGAGUUUCAACCAGAUGACUAAAAGAAAAAGAGUAUUAUGGUUCAGAAUCCGAGCUCUCAGAUAUAUGAUUUUACCACGUCCAACGUCGUAAUAUAGCCAAUAGACUUUCUUUUUGUUCAUGCAUAAGCCCUGUUGCUUGUGUGUUUAGUGACUGAAUUCUAAUGAAGCAGCCAGAUUGUCUGCCAGUGCAGAAAUAUCUGUUAAUCUUGUCGA
Molecule: messenger RNA, 1047 nt
Organism: Beta vulgaris subsp. vulgaris (sugar beet)
Lineage: Eukaryota; Viridiplantae; Streptophyta; Magnoliopsida; Caryophyllales; Amaranthaceae
Source: RefSeq, a predicted model, not a curated record